GGCCAGACCGCAUAGCUCAACUCAUACCUGUCAAAAAGCUUAUGCACUAACGUUCUAUUCUUAGACCCAUUUUAAUAUACGUAACAUUCCCCUCAAUGUUUGAUUUGAUUCUUUGAAUUCUUGAAUCUCUUGAUCCCCCCUCUUGUUUUGCAAAUCCUUCAUAACCUUUUGAUUCUUUUUUUACCUUAACAAGAAAACAGAGAGACAAACGAGGGGAGACAGAAAAAUUAAGAAGAUGGAGCAGAAGAAUUUCUUGUUGUCUGCGUUGAGCGUAGGAGUAGGAGUUGGGGUUGGGCUGGGAUUGGCAUCUGGGCAGAGCACGAAUAGACGGGCUGGUGGAAAUGGUUCUCCAGAUGAUAUUUCCGCUGAGCAGAUUGAGCAUGAGUUGAUCAGACAGGUCACCGAUGGCAGAGACAGUAAGGUCACUUUUGACGAGUUUCCUUAUUAUCUCAGUGAUAUAACUCGGGUUUCAUUGACGAGUGCUGCAUAUAUCCAUUUAAAGCACUCGGACGUUUCCAGGCACACCAGGAAUCUCUCACCUGCCAGUAGGGCCAUUUUGCUCUCAGGACCUACUGAACUUUACCAGCAAAUGCUCGCCAAGGCUUUAGCGCAUUACUUUGAGUCCAAAUUGCUGUUACUGGAUGUUUCUGAUUUUUCCAUCAAGAUGCAGAACAAAUAUGGAUGCACUAAAAAGGAAUCUUCUUUAAAGAGAUCCAUAUCAGAGGCAACUUUGGAACGAAUGUCCAGUUUAUUUGGUUCUUUCUCAAUGCCUCCUCAACAAGAAAUUAGAGGCACAUUACGUCGGCAAAGCAGUAGUUUGGAUAUUAGAUCAAGAGGUACGGAAGGUACGAAUAAUCAUGGCAAAGUACGUAGAAAUGCCUCUAUUGCCUCUGACAUGAGUAGCAUGGCCUCCCAAUUUGCUCCCACAAAUUCAGCUUCCCUCAAGCGAGUGAGUGGCUGGUGUUUCGAUGAGAAACUCUUUCUACAAUCGCUUUACAAGGUAUUGGUUUCAAUAUCAGAAAGAAGUUCUAUCAUCUUAUAUCUUAGGAACGUGGAGAAGGUUUUUCUCCAAUCAGAAAGGAUGUACAAUUUUUUCAGAAAAUUCUUGAAGAAACUUUCUGGUUCAAUUUUGAUACUUGGCUCCCAUAUGGUGGACCAAGAUGAUGAUUGUAGACAAGUAGAUGAGAGACUCACCAUGGUAUUCCCGUACAUUAUUGAGAUUACACCACCAGAAGAUGAGACUGAUCUUGUCAGCUGGAAGGCACAGUUGGAAGAGGACAUGAAGAUGAUUCAGUUCCAGGAUAACAAAAACCACAUUGUUGAGGUACUUGCAGCAAAUGAUAUUGAAUGUGAUGAUUUGCUUUCAAUUUGUCACGCAGACACAAUGGUUCUUAGCAAUUACAUAGAAGAAAUUGUGGUAUCAGCAAUAUCAUAUCAUCUGAUGAAUAAUAAGAAUCCAGAAUACCGAAAUGGAAAGCUUGUUAUAUCAUCUAAGAGCUUGUCCCACGGAUUGAGUAUAUUCCAAGAAGGCAAAUCUGGUGGGAGAGAUACUAUGAAACUGGAAACAAAUUGUGAAGUUGGCAAGGACACCGAAGGGGAAGAGGCUGUUGGUGCAAAGACUGAAUCAAAGUCUGAAACCUCAGCCCCUGAAAAUAAGGGUGAAAUAGAGAAAUCUGUCCCUGGAGCAAAGAAAGAUGGGGAGAAUCUACCUCCAGCUAAAGCACCUGAAGUUCCUCCUGACAAUGAAUUCGAGAAACGAAUCAGGCCAGAGGUUAUCCCUGCAAGUGAGAUUGGAGUGACAUUUGCAGAUAUUGGAGCCUUGGAUGAGACUAAAGAAUCACUUCAGGAGCUAGUCAUGCUCCCUCUUCGAAGACCAGACCUGUUCAAAGGUGGACUUCUUAAGCCUUGCAAAGGCAUAUUGCUAUUUGGCCCUCCAGGAACAGGAAAAACAAUGCUGGCCAAGGCCAUUGCAAAUGAAGCUGGAGCAAGUUUCAUUAAUGUCUCAAUGUCUACCAUCACUUCAAAAUGGUUUGGUGAAGACGAAAAGAAUGUCCGAGCUCUGUUUUCACUUGCUGCAAAGGUCUCCCCAACUAUCAUUUUUGUUGAUGAGGUUGAUAGCAUGCUUGGGCAGCGGACUAGAGUUGGUGAACAUGAGGCCAUGAGGAAGAUAAAAAAUGAGUUCAUGACGCAUUGGGAUGGACUGUUGACAAAACCCGGUGAGCGAAUUCUUGUCCUUGCUGCAACCAACAGGCCAUUUGACCUUGAUGAAGCAAUUAUUCGGCGGUUUGAGCGCAGAAUUAUGGUUGGUCUUCCAUCCAUUGAAAGUAGGGAAAUGAUCUUGAAAACUCUUCUGGCAAAAGAGAAAACUGAAGAUCUGGACUUCAAGGAACUUGCAACCAUGACAGAAGGAUAUAGUGGAAGUGAUCUCAAGAACUUGUGCACGACAGCCGCUUAUCGGCCUGUUAGAGAGUUAAUACAGCAGGAGAGAUUGAAGGAUAAAGAAAGAAAGCCGAAUGCUGAAGAAGACGCAAGCUCAGAAGAAGAUUCAAGCACAAAGGAAGAAGACAAAGAGGAGCGAGUGAUUACUCUGAGGGCUUUAAACAUGGAAGAUAUGAGGCAGGCAAAGAAUCAGGUUGCUGCUAGUUUCGCAUCUGAGGGUUCAAUAAUGAAUGAGCUAAAGCAAUGGAAUGAGUUGUAUGGAGAAGGAGGUUCAAGGAAGAAGCAACAAUUGACUUACUUCCUCUAGAUUGUAAAAAGCUGUCAGCUUAGGGGGCACAUUAGUAAUACAAAGGAGGCCAAAUUUCAAGCAAGUCCAUGUUGCUGCAAGUGAAAUAUAAUUGUUCCAGGCAAACAACAAAUGCAGCACUGAAUUGAAAGCAGCAGCACCCGAGUCUCAGAAUGAAAUUCUAGCAACUCCAGCAAAGAUUGUGUCAGGGUGCAGUGUGUUUUUCUGAAAUUGUCCGAAAUUUGUAUUCCAUACAAAAAAGAAAGGUUUUUUUUUUUUGGGUGUUUUUUAGGCCAGCUUAAGACCAUUGGACACGUCAUUUGGUAUUGUAAUGAUGUUCUGAGGAUGAGGCACUUGGAAUGCAUAUGGGUAUUUGGGAGGAAUCGUUCAUAUUGGAUUUAUUAGACAAAGUGACAAUAUCCUCGUACAGUAGCAUUUGUAAAUUGGCCUUGUAUAAAUUAGCAUACUUAAUGUUGUAGAAUUUAAACUA
Molecule: messenger RNA, 3215 nt
Organism: Manihot esculenta (cassava)
Lineage: Eukaryota; Viridiplantae; Streptophyta; Magnoliopsida; Malpighiales; Euphorbiaceae
Exons: 17
Coding region: 236-2746 (836 amino acids)
Cellular component (GO): mitochondrial outer membrane
Molecular function (GO): ATP binding; ATP hydrolysis activity
Source: RefSeq, a predicted model, not a curated record